CCACCUUGCUCACUACUUAGUGUACUAUUUGGCACUAAUUCGUAUUCACGUACUAAUACAGUGAGGGGAAUAUCUGAUGAAUUCAUUAAAUACUGCGUUGCACUACAAAGCUGUAGGGUCCAAGAGAUAAACCUGAGAGUGUAAAAAAACACAUGUAAUGCCGUGUAGGGGGUUAGGGAGUAGGGCACCAUUUCGGAGAGACUGUUAAUUAUUUACUCCUACCCUACUUCUGUCAGCAUGUUAAAUAAUAGUAGUGCAGUGCCGCUUUGCGUCCUUGUAGCUAACGUUUUAAAGUUUUAUUCAUUUUAAACGUAUUAUAUUAUACCUAAAAACACGCUUAGAACAGUUUGAUCUCUGCUAACUGAAAGUUCUGUGAUCACACACUACCGCCAGAUACUUAAAAUAUUUAAAACAUGACAAGUGUUCAGAUGAGUGCUAUGGAUGAGAUGGUUGAACAGUUCCUGGAUUGUGCUUCCAGGGGGGACUUGGACAAAGUUUCCACUAUGAUCUCUCACUCGAGUCAACUGCUCAAUGAAAGUGGAAAACAAGGAUGGACAGCUUUAAUGUUGGCUGCAAGAAAUGGACAUUUUGAUGUGGUAAAAGCAUUACUUUCAAGUGGGUGUAAUAAAAACUUGGUGAAUAAGUCUGGCCAGUCUGCUUGUGACAUAGCAAAUUUUUGGGGACACAGACACAUUGCCCGUUUCUUAGGAAGCACUGGAGAUGUCACACUUCCUGGAAUUCUUCCAAGCACUAAAUCUCCAGAGAAUGAAACAUAUUUCAGUAGGGAAUAUCUCAACAGAAUGAGUGACAAAAGGACUGAUUCGGAAUGGCUUUUAGCUAAACAGUCUUCUCCUGAAACAGUGUUUAUUAUGUUUCAUAACUUAAACCCUUUUGUUACAACAGAGCCAGAGGAAAUAAAUGAUAUUCAACCUAAGUUGAAAUUAUACAGGUUUGGAUGGGACUCUGUGAAAGUGGCACUUGAAAAGAAUGACACAGUGGUUAUAUUUCUGGGAGUAGAAAAGCAGGAAUGUUCACCUUCUUCACCACCAAAGAGGGAUGGACUCAUUGCGUGGUUUGCUCUCAAUACAGAGGAGAAUCCCACAGAAAGUCUUAAGGUCACAGCUCCAAACAGCUUCUUCCUUACAGGGCUAAUGCCAAGGCUCCUAAUGCUGAAUGAAGAUGAAGCAGGUAUUGUUGCACAAGCCAGAUCUGUACUUGCAUGGCACAACCGGUACAGUUUCUGCCCUUCCUGUGGUGGUAAGACCAAAGUGGAUGAAGGAGGUUACAAAAGAAUCUGCUUGACAGAAGGCUGCAGGAGUCUGCAAGGAAUCCACAAUACCUGUUACCCUAGAGUUGAUCCUGUUGUGAUCAUGCUGGUGCUUCACCCAGAUGGGAAUCGGUGCUUACUAGGAAGGAAGAAGACAUUUCCUCCAGGAAUGUUCUCAUGCCUUGCUGGGUUCAUUGAACCAGGUGAGACCAUUGAAAAUGCAGUAAGGAGAGAGGUUUUAGAAGAGAGUGGAGUUACUAUUGGCCCUGUUCAAUAUGUUUCCUGCCAGCCAUGGCCAAUGCCUUCAUCGCUCAUGAUUGGUUGCUUUGCAGUAGCGGUGUCUACAGACAUAAAUGUUGAUGGAAAUGAAAUUGAAGAUGCUCGCUGGUUUACUAGGCAAGAGGUAAUAGAUGCUCUUCUGAAGAGUAAUCAAGCAGGAUUUUUCAUUCCUCCAAAACAAGCUAUUGCCCACUAUCUUGUAAAACACUGGAUCGGUAUGAACUCAAACCUUUGAACUAACCAGAAUGUAACCAGAAUAUAACAGCAUGUUGGUUAUAAUUGCUCUGAAAUGUGUUUUGGGUUCUAAAAGUGUAUCUUGCAUCAGAAAUCUGAAACUUUGUUCAGUUGCUAUACUUAAAAUAAACAAAUUGUAAUAUUGCUGUAGAUAAUAGAUGAAAAUGAACAAAAUGUCAUUCUGACAAUCAUACUAAUCACGACUCUAGUACCUCUAAUCCCAGUAUGCUACAGUGGAUUCCUUCAGCACUGGUACUCUUUGUUUGAUUUCUUCCAAAAUACCAAGAGCAAACAUGUCUUCUUUUGACUAAGAAUAGGUAGCUUAUAAAAGGAAUGACAUCUUCCUGCUCGUCCUCUUUCUUAGCCUUAUCUUGUCAAAGAAUUGAGAGUGUGACUUGGAGAGAUGGAUGAUGAAUACAGGGCUUCUGUCAGGCCAGCUUUAUAAGAUUCUGUCGUGAUAUCAGACACUGUGUUUACUGCAGUUUCUGUAAUAAGGUUUCCACAUGUUGGGAUCGUUGGACCCAUGCAGAAACCACAAACCAGGUGGCGGCAUGGGGUGAGUUUGGUCUGGCUUAACACAUACCAGGGAUGGUCAACAGCUUAGGAAGAGAUGUCCCAACAUGCGCAAAAAAAUGAAGGUAAAAAGUAUAGGGCUCUAGUUGCUCGCUUCUUGCUAAUAAGUUCAAUCUAUCAAAUGAGUAGAUUAACUCCUUGCUCAGUUGGCCCAGCAGGAACGUAAAGUGGUAAAGGACAAUUGUCGAUCUGCUUUAAUGUUUUUAACUGAUCAGGCCCUCAUAAGAAAAAGAGCACAUAUCUUUAAAUGCAAGAGAGCAAUGAAGUGAAAAUAACUUGCAAAGAGUGCCCAUAUAUAAAUUAAGUGACUGCAUCUCCUUCUACACAGUUUAUACAUUGCUUUACUAAAUAGUGUCUCUAAUACAUGCUUCUGACUCUUUAAGUGAGAUACUGCAUUGCAUCCAGUCUACUAAUGUUACCCUAUUCUAGCUGAACGGAUUGUCUAGUUCCUGUGUGUUACUGGUAGGCCCUUCAGGCCCUCUAACUCACGGCUUUCCAAAGAGUAGGCUGCGACCCACAGGUGGGUCACAGGACAUUUUAUUUUGGUUGCCACUGAUGAUUUAUGUCUGCAGUACACCUUUCAGUCACAUUGGAAAACUAGUAAGGUUUCUGUCAUAAUUGUGCCUGUAGUAAGUGUGAAAUUAGAGAGAGUAAUAGCUAAAAACAGUCAGAUAGUCAGUGAACUCCACCUAUGAAUGCAUUUAUUUGGUAUCAAUCAGUCUGGAUUUAUUGCUUCAAUAAGACAUGCUUACAGUAUGAAGCUGUGAUUUAUCAUGUAUAUAUGUACCCUCUGUCUGCCAAACCAGUGUCUGAUUUACCAUUCAAGGUAAUAAAGUGAUGUGUUAAUUGCAAUAAAAAUUAUCAGUAACAUUUACUUAA
Molecule: messenger RNA, 3232 nt
Organism: Clarias gariepinus (North African catfish)
Lineage: Eukaryota; Metazoa; Chordata; Actinopteri; Siluriformes; Clariidae
Gene: nudt12
Product: nudix (nucleoside diphosphate linked moiety X)-type motif 12
Exons: 7
Coding region: 414-1781 (455 amino acids)
Biological process (GO): NADP+ catabolic process; NAD+ catabolic process
Cellular component (GO): cytosol
Molecular function (GO): metal ion binding; protein binding; NADH pyrophosphatase activity
Source: RefSeq, a predicted model, not a curated record